Anneissia japonica is the source of this 1868-nucleotide messenger RNA. RefSeq names its product torsin-1A-like. The transcript has 5 exons. Gene Ontology annotation, molecular function: ATP hydrolysis activity; ATP binding. NCBI's taxonomy places the organism in Eukaryota, Metazoa, Echinodermata, Crinoidea, Comatulida, Comatulidae. The coding region runs from base 127 to 1140 and encodes 337 amino acids. The record is from RefSeq and is a predicted model, not a curated record.
AAUAAAAUAGAGGGCGGAAUAACAUAUAUUUUGCACACAGUCUGAUGUAAAAAUGUAAGUAAGCAGAAGUUGGGUACAGAGAAAAUAAAGUUGCUGAGAGGAAGCCCUCUGGUGGUAUGUCGGAAAAUGAAGUUACAAAUAAUAGGUCCUAUGAUGUUAUUACUUGUGCUGAACACAAUAUUUACUAAUAUAUUACCAGUGAUUGGCAAAGACUAUGUUUUUGAGAAACGGACAUUUUGGAACAAACUUAUUACGCCAACAUCCUGGUGUUUUCGGAAAGAAUGCUGCACAGACACAUAUAUAACUCCAAAUAUUACAAAAUUAAAGGAAGAAUUUAAUAAAAAAGUGUAUGGUCAACCUUUAGUAUAUGAAGUUUUACCCAAAGCUAUCAAUGCACAUUUUGAGAACGUACCAAACAAGGCUCUGGUGCUUUCAUUUCAUGGGCGCACUGGUGGAGGAAAGAAUUUUGUCAGCCAAAUCAUUGCUGAGAGCCUAUUUCAAAAGGGAAUGGAUAGCAAAUUUGUGCAUUUAUUUAUUCCAGAGCUACAUUUCCCACACAAACAUCAGAUAACACGUUACAAAGACCAACUACAAAAUUGGAUCAGGGGCAAUAUGUCAACUUGCCCAACUCAACUCUUCAUCUUUGAUGAAAUGCAGAGCCUGUUGCCAGAAUUAUUAGAUGUUAUAAAACCAUUUAUUGACUAUUAUAACCAUAAAAUUAAUGGUGUUGAUUAUAGAAGGGCCAUCUUUAUUUUUCUAAGUUCAACCUCAGGGAAUAACAUCACAAGCGUAGCAUUUAAAGCAUUUAAGAAUGGGCGCAAACGUGAGGAUGUCACCCUGAGAGAAUUUGAAAACGGUAUUCGAUUGUCCUCUUACAAGCACCAAGGGUCUGGCCUAUGGCACAGCAAGCUGAUAGAACAUCAUCUAAUUAGUCAUUUUGUACCAUUUUUACCCCUCGAACGGCAGCAUGUAAGAAAAUGUAUACAAGAGGAGAUGCGAAAGAGAGGCAUGCCAAAAUGCCCAGAAACCGAGGAUGAAGUCUUAGAAUAUUUGAACUUUGGCCCAGAUGAGGCCCCUAUCUAUGCUGCGAAGGGUUGUAAGAAUAUUCAUGAGAAACUUAAUCUUGUUAGCAACUGGUAAUAAUUCAGUUCGUAGCCAAUGGGGGGGUGUGUGAAUGCUUUCAUGGUUAGGCGAACCCACUUUUUCAACAAACACCACCCCCUCCCCCCCCCACCAAAAAAAACCCAAAAUACACACACCUAAGGUAAAGAAGGAAUCCGUAUCUGAUGCACCAGACUACACAUAAAAUAAUGAUACAGGAUAUUUGUUAGCCCCUUCUGAAUGGUUUGUAGACCUCUUGCAGUCUUAAUUGUUUUUAUAGCAUUUUCCCGUAACAAAAAUAAUUCUCUGGCUUCAGGGAUUUUCCCCUGGGCCCCAUGCCUAGAAUCCCAUCUCCUGGCUACAGGCCUAAUGCAGUAUUAUUCUAAAGCCCUGUAGAGACUAUCACAUUUUGUGUGACAGAACAUGUGACAUGCCUAAAUAUGGUCAUGAUGACAUCACAUCAUCACCAUAUAUAGGCACAUCAUGACUAUAUAUGGGCACAUCAUGACUAUAUAUGAGGCAUGUUGUGGCAAAAUGGCUAAGUUGUAGCAAAAAUUGAAAUUCAAGUCAUUGGUAUUUUCAAAUACCUGAGUAUGUGAUCUUUAAAAUGAGGGGUCAUUCGUUCAAAUUGGACAUUCCAAACCUAAGUUAAUGGAAAGUGAAAGUACAGUACCCUUAGAGUCAAGAUAAACAGGAUUUUGAGUAAUUGCCUUUCAAAGUUAUUUGUGCAUACAUUUUUUAAUAGAAUGAACUAUGAAAAAUAACGU